UUGAUGAAUUCCUACGAGAUACAGAUAUCCAGGCGAAACUAAUGCGUCUGUUUGUGAGAGCGACACCUGUUCAACGGACGCGGCUCAAGCAAAUUUUUCAAAACGACAGAUCUGAACGCCCUCCACAGUUUGUGCGCGACCCGACGUUUCAACCCGCAUGGCAGUAUCUGGUGGCCGAGUCAAAACGGAACAUAUUGAUCAAACUCAUCAAGAACGCGCACGAGGCAGUCGAAUGUAAUCCAGAUGUUAUUUGGUCUCCAAAGCAAGCGAUAUUUCAACGUGGUACUAGAGAGGAACCUGCCAUUCAGUGCCUAGCACGAGGACUGGACACCAUCGACGGUAAUGCUCGCGGACUGGAAUGCGCUCACCGGUUUGCCUUGCUCUAUAUAAGGAUCGAACUGAAACUACGAGCGCGUGAGAGCGGGCCUUGGCCGCAGAAGGGUGCUGCUGCUGCACUCAACUCGAUGGCGGAAGAACUACACCACAUGUGUGUCAAACCAAGGCAACGAGUUCUGUCCUGGAAGAAACGUGCCCGAGCAUUCGAACAGAUAUGGAACUUGAGGCCGGGACUCCUUCUACUCCUGGGCAGCGAAACGAACAACGCCUUCGAGAAAGUCUUAUCAGAGCAAGAUGUAGAGGUCUACGUCAGAUGCAUCGAGGCCAACAUGCCUGACCUCUACACGAAGUGUGUACGACUGGAUGGCGCCGCACGACAGGCAUUUGAAGAAGGCCUUAAAGCAUACGGUGGAAACUCGAAAUUCCAGCAGUGGAGGGAUGCACAAAGGGAGGCGGUGACUACUGACCAGUCGAGGGCUCUGAACCUGCUUGCGCAAGCCGCAGCGCAGCGCCAAGACCCUCCCCGUGACAAGUAUGCUGGCGCAGAUGCAGACGUAGAUCUUGUCGGCUGGGUUGAUGUAACACUUCCUGAUCUUGGAACGCACGACUGUCAAACGCAGCUACCGCUCGUACAGGUCAGAAUUGAUAAGGAUGGCGUAGAGCGACAGACUUUUGCGGACUCUGCUGCUGAGCCAAAGCUCAAGCUUCUCAAGCAUGUGAUAUGCAACCUCAGAGUCUCCUCUUUCGGCGAAACCCUGCUGCUACGAGCUACUGAACCACAGCGACGCUGGAGUGCCGACGGCCAUAUUACAGCAGUGUGUCUGGAGCAUACAGCUAUGAGCAACGAAAGUGCUUCUCUCUUUCUAGACCGCGACAACCUGAUGUCCCUGUUGGGAUCAGCUGUGAAGCAUGGCUUGUUGGAGCGGCAGCUGGAGCAGCUAGAGUGGACAUACCGUGGGACUGGUGACGAAUUCGGUUCACCCGACUCUGACCAGUACAUCCGCGACAGCUUUGCUCUAUUGUGCUACAUCUGCCCACGGGAAGAGGCUCUAGAUCCGAAAUUUACCAUUAUUAUGGAACAGCUUCUGCCAGCUUUGCAGAGUAUGUUCCAAUACCUACAUUACCAGAGCGGAGUCUGCAUCGACGAUGAAUUGCGACACGACUUGAUUGAGACCUGGAUUGCGACAGUAAAAGCAUACAACUUCAGACCUUCGCCGGAUAUGCUCGAACUUCUCAAAGUUGGAGGACAGCUGCAUAAAAGUGGCGUACCGUCGUACCUCCAGUUAGCUUUGGCAAGAACGCAAAGUGUCAUCCUGCGAAGAAUAGAGCAGUACGUCGAAUCCGACGAAGUAAUAAAUCUGGCCAUCCGCACGUUUCCAUUGGAAGAUGUCCGUACGGCCUGCUUCAGGGGCCUUCUGUACCUUUCGCUGGCCGAAAACGCCAUACUUCGGAAUCAAUACUCGACUGCAAUGGAAUGGGUUGAUGCCAUCGAAUUGACCGUUGCACCCGCAGAGCAUCUCCAGAAAACCGCCUUAGUAUGGCACUUAUUGGAAGAGAAGUGGAUUGCCAUGGGCCGGAUAUACCGAUAUACAGCUCAGUUUGAGAAGGCCGAAGAGGCCUUACGGCCUUGUCUAAAUCGGCGUCGCCAAUCAUCCAUGACCAACGUACACCACAUUGUGCGACAGCUUGCGGACGUGUAUGUUGAGCUUCGGGAAUACGAACAGGCGAAGACUCUUUUGGACCACUACCUCGGCCAACUUCGCGAGCAAGGCAAGCAGAGCUCGCGGCCAUACAGCCGGCUGUUACUCUCCAAGGUUGAUGUGGACAUAGCAACUGGCGACCACAAAAAUGCGCAGGCUCUGCUAGACGAGAUAGACCAGGGGUUUGGAAGAAAACCACCGACUACUCAAACUGAACAGCUUGAUCACGUACGUGCAGUAAUCGCUUCAAUGCGCAUUGCAAUGUAUGGAAACAAAUGGGACCGAGUUCUGAGGCGCUCCAUGGAAGCUCUGCGCUUGGCGAAUACUUACUCGUCGUUCGCGGGAACCAACUACUACAAGGGUUACAUACUGAAACUCCGCACAACUGCCUAUCUUUCCUUGGCGCAUGCGGAUAUCGCUGCAGCAGAGGAUUGCGGGCUAGAGCCUCGAAAUUUCAUUACUGGCGUAGGGACGUAUGAUCUGGAGAAGGCGCAUUCGUCUUUGCAGGCGGCAUUCCAGAGCUGUGCACUCCCUAUCAACCGAAUUCUAUCUACGACUCCACCCUCGAACGGCGGUGUCUGACGUCGAUGCUAGCGAUCGCAGCGGCAGUCAGUAGCUGACUGGGAGUCGAUCGAGCCGAAUAGGGGCUCUGUCAAUGGUGUAG
Molecule: messenger RNA, 2700 nt
Organism: Sphaerulina musiva SO2202
Lineage: Eukaryota; Fungi; Ascomycota; Dothideomycetes; Mycosphaerellales; Mycosphaerellaceae
Exons: 4
Coding region: 42-2618 (858 amino acids)
Molecular function (GO): protein binding
Source: RefSeq, a predicted model, not a curated record